Molecule: messenger RNA, 1761 nt
Organism: Adineta ricciae
Lineage: Eukaryota; Metazoa; Rotifera; Eurotatoria; Adinetida; Adinetidae
Source: the annotation of a GenBank genome assembly
AUGCUCCCUAAAGGCACAUUCGAACAAUUUCCUGAUGAAAUUCUUCUAUUGAUUUUUCGUUAUUUAUCCUCUAUGGAUAUUCUAUUUUCAUUCUAUGGAUUAAAUUCUCGCUUAUCUCAAACAAUCAAUGGUUAUUGUCAACAUAUUGUUCUCUGUCAACUUCCAUUUAAACAAUAUCAUCACAUAUCUACUUCGAUUUUACCUUCAAUUUCUUCUGAAGUUUAUUCAUUAACAAUCAGUAAUGAAUGGACCGGUGUUUUAUCCAAAGUAUUUCUCACUGAUUUUGGUCAAAGAAUGUCUUCGAUAUUUCCAAAUUUACAACAUUUAACUUUGAUUGCAUUUAUUAGUCAAUCGUUAGGAUUAAUUCUCGAUUGUCUUGAAGAUUUUCAUCAUUUGUUGGAAAUAAACAUUCAUGGUCUAUUCGCUGAAUUUGAAAAUGCGAUUCAAUCCGAAUCAUUUUUGUAUCGAAUCUUUUCGGCGAAUAAUCAUCGUUUAAAUUCAAUUCUAUUUGAUAAUUUUUCCACUGCUUUUCAUGUGAAUUCAACAAAUGCCGAAAUGAAAUUCGACAAUAUUACAAAAUUACGUAUUGAAUUGAAAACUAUUGUUGAUCUCCAUCGACUAUUAACAAUUUUACCAAAUUUAGAAUAUCUUCAUACAAGAAUUCACGAUGAAUCAUUUGAAAUCGACAAGACCAAUGGAAAUCGUCUGGUUUCCAAAUUGAAAUUCUUUCAUCUUCAAUCGGUUCGUCAUUGGUGGAUAUUUUCGGAAUUAGAAUCGAUUCUAAAACGUUUGUCAAAUGUUGAACAUCUGGCGAUUAACAUUGAUGGUUAUUCAGAUGUGAAUCUCACCGAUGGAGAAAAACUCUUUUCUCUUCUUUCAAAAUUUCCAUUGAAAAACUUUCAUUAUUUACUUCGACUGCACGAUUCAUCGUUUCUCGAUCAAAAAAAUGUUCUCUCUACUUGGCAACAAUUCAAUCAACAAUUCGUCUGUGUUCAAACAGAUAAUGAUCAUAGUUUAAUUCUUUAUUCAUUACCUUUUCAUUUCGAAGAUUUAGUUCUUCAAUGUUCAUUGGCAAAAACAAAAAUCUUCAAUGAAAAUUAUUCAAAUCAAGUCAAACUUUUACAUUUAUAUUCUGUACCGAAAGAUAUCGAUGAAAUAUUCUCAAUUAUUUCCAAAUGUUCACGUUUACAUCGUCUGUGUUUACAAUUCGGUCAAAAUCACAUGAAAAAAUCUUCACAACAACAAAAUCAACUUUGUCACCUAUCUCAUUUGACAACAAUAACAAUUAUGAAUGGAUCAUCGAUCGAUCUAAAUAGUUUUUGUAAAUUAGUUGAACAAUUACCUAAUCUCAAUACGAUGAAUAUUGAAGAUGAAUUAUUACAAUUAUUAAUGAUGAAUCAAUUCAUUGAUGAAAGUUUGAAAUCUAAAAUUACUCAUUUAUGUAUUAUUGUACAUUCUUCGGAUAUUUUUCAAUUUAUUACUUCAUCAAUAUCUUUAUUAGCAUCGACAUUUUCUUCACUGAAAUAUCUUUAUUUUUGGUUUGAAAAAGAAUGUCAAACAUCGGAAUCGUUAAUUUUGUCUGUUUUCAAACAUUUAUCGAUGUGGAAAUCUUUGAUUGCAUUUGUAACUGUGGGAAUUAUUCUUCAACCUGAAAUUUUAGCCAAAGGAAUUCGAGAAUGGACAGUGGAAAACUCGUAUUUACAUGACAAUGAUUCAUUUGUUGUUGAUUAUUUCGAAGAGAGAUUUCGAUUAUGGUUAUAA